Molecule: messenger RNA, 2237 nt
Organism: Lindgomyces ingoldianus
Lineage: Eukaryota; Fungi; Ascomycota; Dothideomycetes; Pleosporales; Lindgomycetaceae
Product: alcohol oxidase
Exons: 2
Coding region: 261-1928 (555 amino acids)
Molecular function (GO): flavin adenine dinucleotide binding; oxidoreductase activity, acting on CH-OH group of donors
Source: RefSeq, a predicted model, not a curated record
UUUGUCUCUUGCCAUUUCCAUGUCUCAAUUACGGUUUCCUCUCUUUGAGAAUUGUAGCACUCAGCCCGUGCGGUCUUGUGACUAGGUGAUUGGGCGAUCCCUCGUACCUUGUCCAGAUUGAGCAAUAUGAUUACAGCUCACUCCACUUCCUGCAUUCAUCCUAGAGUCGCGACCAUUUGUUCGGUUCAAUAUAGUAGCGAGCCCUUUUAUAUGCUCUUUUGAGGGGUAGUUGUAGCUUUAGCAAACAGUCGGAGCUCGCAAUGGCACAGACAUACGACUUCAUUGUUGUCGGAGCUGGCGCCUCUGGUGCGGUCCUAGCAUCCCGCCUCGCGCACACGCCCACCGCACCUAGCAUCCUCCUUGUUGAAGCUGGAUCCUCUAACGCAGAAGCUGUUCAUCUCUCCGGAGCCGAACGUUUUAACGUCGCGUUCGCACUGAAUUCCCCGCUCAAUUGGGGCUACAAAACAACCCCACAAACCCAUGCUGCAGGGCAGCGGAUUGACUACUCGCGCGGCAAAGGACUUGGAGGAAGCACAGCAAUCAACUUCUGCGGUUGGACUGUUGGACCGAGAGAUGACUAUGAUGAGUGGGCUUCGAUGGUGGGGGAUGAGAGAUUUGGGUGGCAGAACGUGAGGAGAAUGUUAAAGAGGAUCGAAAACCUAAAGACCGCCAUUCCCAACAGGAGUAUGAGGAAAUUUGUGGAUGCAAGGAUUGAGACUCACAGUGCGUCUGGGAACCUCGAUCUUGCAUAUGGCGAACAGUGGCUUCCGGAUGUUGGUGAUAUAUUCAUCGCAGCCAGCCAGUGCGGCCAUCGUCUGAAUCCCGACGUUAACUCCGGCGAUCCUAUCGGCUUUGGCAUGGCUAGUGUAUGCAUUGCUGAUGGCGUGCGGGCGACAUCUGCAAGCGCCUACCUCUCUCAUCCUCCACCAAAUCUGAAGAUACUCACCAAUGCCCUUGUGGCGCGGUUGCUGUUCGUCGGAAACCGAGCCGCUGGUGUGGAAAUCAUUAACGGCGUGAAGCUGCAUGCUCGAAAGGAGGUCAUCAUAUCUGGCGGGGCUUUAAACAGUCCCCAGAUUCUUAUGCUCUCCGGUGUGGGUCCCGCAGAGGAGUUGAAGAAGCACAAGAUCCCAAUAAUCCAGCAUCUACCAAUGGUCGGCCAGAACCUGCAAGACCACUGCUUCUCGGCGGCUGGCACGGUCCUAAAUGAAGACCCAUUCCUUCCACCAGGACCUCCCUCUCAAAGCCCCACACCGAUGGGCUGGUUCAAACUACCCAGCGUAACAACCUCUCCCGAAUUCCAAGCCCUCCCCACCCGAAUACAACAGCACAUGCAUAAGCCCACCAUCCCCGCUAUGGAAAUCGCCACACAUUCCCCAAACGCCUUCCUUGAGUACACGCCAGCUCCCGACACAACAUAUUUCGGCGCCAUUUGUCUCUUAUUGAACCCCCAGUCCCGUGGCUCUGUGACUCUGCGCUCUGCGAGCCCAUCCGAUGCCCCGAUAAUCGAUCCAAAGUUUCUCUCUCAUCCAUUCGACCGGCGCGUUCUAGUAGAGGGUAUGCGUGAAACUAUCCGCAUCCUUUCUGCGCCAAUUUACUUUUCACGAACGAUUCGGUUGCUUGGGCCAAAAGACAAUUCCGACGAAGCAAUUCUAGAGUAUGUCAGGUCGAAUUUGCGGAGUUCGUGGCAUAUGUCUAGUACGACGUGUAUGGGCUUAAAUCCCCAAAAGGCAGUUGUAGAUCAUCGGUUUAGGGUCUUUGGAUUGGAGGGAUGUCGAGUUGUGGAUCUAGGUGUUUGUCCAUUUAUCAUAAAUGCGCAUACGCAGAGUACGGCGUAUGUUUUGGGUGAAAUCGCGGCUGAGGUGCUGGCGGAGGAGUAUGGGCUUGGGGAGGUGAGGGUUUCGGGGAGGCCGAGAAGAUCAGGUGAUUAGGAGAGAAGAUGUAGGAAGGUUGCUGAUGGGGGGAAUGCAGAUGGCAUUCGGGGUUCCCCGGCUAUGGAUUGGCUCUGCAGGGAUCACGAACCCUUCAGCAGUCGUUCAGUUGACACGCUAAAUCUUACAAAGGCUUAGAUGAAUAUCCUACUCUUAUUUCUAGCUUCCCUGGAGUCGACAUGAUGGGUAUAGCGCUAUAUUCACUUUCCAUAGUCCCGAUAUCACCCUUCAUUAUCAGCCUGAAGAGCAUUCCGAAAUUCAAAGAUGGAUGGGUCCAUGCUCCAAAGGUCGAGUUGCAUUCAUCGGAAC